Molecule: messenger RNA, 1274 nt
Organism: Misgurnus anguillicaudatus (oriental weatherfish)
Lineage: Eukaryota; Metazoa; Chordata; Actinopteri; Cypriniformes; Cobitidae
Source: RefSeq, a predicted model, not a curated record
CAAUAAAAGUGCAACAGCAAAAUAGGAAUACUUGUUGUGUUAACAAAGAAACAAGUCUUAUGUACUAUUCGCACGGGAUUAGUAUUAUCUGGGGACCUCGUGUGAUUUGGUAAUUACCCCCCGACAUCUGUUUUUUGUUUAGCGCAUUCGCACUGGAUAAGCCACACUUGUGAUUUCGCUUGAAAUUACUCCGGAUAUGAUGUCAAGGCUUUGCGUAACAUCCGCUUCCUUGCUUUUCAACAUGGCUGCUAAGAAGAAAAGUCGGCAUUGGACACGGGAGGAGACACUUUGUUUGCUUAAUGUUUGGGCCGAACCGCGUUACCAAAGGCAAUUUGAACAGAUGGUGCACAAUCACACUGUUUGGGAAAAUAUAUACCAAGAACUCGUCAUCCCGUCUAUACAGGACUUUGGAGAUUGGACAAAGGGUAAAGAAAGGUUGGAGUACCUGCGGAGAAAGUACCGUGAUAGCGUUAGAAACAACAACACGACUGGAACGAACCCCAUUAAAUGUCCUUAUUUUGACGAACUGGACGCUGUUCUCGGUUGCCGACCAAUGAACAACCCCGGAGACAUGAGGAUGGACAACGGGGGGAGUUCAGAUGAGGAGUCUGACUGUGUACGUUCAUCUGACAGCACUGAGGAUCACAACACCUCAAGGCAAAAUGAUGCAGAGGAGGCAUGCAGUCAUGGCUCAGCUUCCAAUGCAACACCCCCACAUCAUCCACCUGCUGAACCCAAGCAACAAGCACGCCUGUCGAGGAAGGGCCGAAAAACCCAGAUAAGGGAGGCAAUGGACAAGGGUCUGGAUCGUCUCCUGCAAUAUGAGAAUGCCCACGAAAGGGAGCGGUUUGAAUGGGAAAAAGAGAUGGAGAGAAAUAGAAUGGAGCUGGAAAGGAAACGCCUGGAUUUUGAAAUGAAGAAGAUGGAAGCUGAGGAAAAGAGAGCAGAAGAGAACAGGGCAUUAAUGCUCCAGAUGUUUCAGUGCUUUAGGCCCCAGUCCCACAAUUCACCUUUUCUGGGCCCUCAUUACUACCCUUAUCCAACACCUCCACAACGUCCAUCAGCUGAGAGCAUGGAAUUUCCAUCUAUAGCUCCUGGACCCCCUGCCCCAGCAGCAUAUCAAAUGCACUACUUCAAAGACGCAGGUUGUAUUUUUUUACAAAGUUUAUACUUAAUAACGGUUUAUUUCAUGUCCAAAUACUGGAAAAAAGUAUAACAACAGCUGAAAGUGACCUGACGUUCUGAAAUAAAAGUUGCUGUGCACUACAAAUAAA